GCAGUGCCUGACUGCCAGCGGCCCUCAUGGCAUUGGACGGGCAGCGAGGCAUGCCAGAUCGCUUAGCAAUCGAGCACAGAGGUGUGCGAGCGACGCUGAAGCACUUGAUCCAGCGCGCUCGCUCUCAUUCGCCUGACAAAGAUGUCAACGCGCAGUCAGCAGAUUGUCUCGCUCACCAGCUGGCCAAUACUCGGCUCAGCAUUGAGGAGAGAUCUCCCUUAGCCAUGCCCAUGCCAUCAUCACGUCGCUCGAUGGGCUCACCGACACGAGGUAGCCCAGCAGGUCCGAGGCCGAACCCCUUUGCGACUCCAUCGCCUGGCAAACAUGAUCAGGUCAAGAUCAAUCUGGCCAGAGACGAGUACGCAUAUUGUCCGGCGCAGAAUAGCAUCCCAAAGCAGCCUCUGGCGCCGGUUCCGAUGAAUGUACCGCCUCACUGCUAUGGACAGUCGAGCGCAAGUGUGAUGGCCAAUCUGCCACCCCUUGCUCACUCUCUCCCGCAUGCCUCACCUUCUAGGCCCCAGCCAAAGCCCGUCAUGCAUACGCCGUCGAAACAUGAAGCCCCCAGUGCGAGCUCUUCGCUAACCAAAGGGAGCUCCUCGACGCCGACGAAAGCUACCAGACCGCGCGCAUCGCCUAGUCCUGGCCCAAGCAGCAAGAUCACUCUCGUGCAGUGUUCCGGCAUCACCAGUGCCGGCAAACGAUGUGAACGCAAAGUCAAAGCGGGCGAGCUGAGCCAUACGACGGCAAGCGCACCUCUACAACGAGCGCUCUCAUCCGUUACACAAGCUUCAUUGCAACGCGUCGAGCGAAGGCUGACUCAGAGAGGCAAAGGCAGUCGAGCUCAAACUCCUUCGCGUGGUGUUCGUCAGCUGGACAAGAACGAGUUUGAAAUUGUCGAUAGCGACGAGGACGAAUUUGACGUGUCGAUACUGCAUGCGGACUCGGACGAGCCCGUCGCCGUGCGGGAAGAGGACAGACUGCCGGUGUUCUGUCAUCAGCAUGGCAAGCAUCUACUCGAAGAUGAGGGCAUGUAUCUGCGCGACUCCAACUGGCAGCUCUUCUCUGACUGGAUACCGGACGGCCUGCCCGAGGAGACAAAGCUGCAGCUACGAGCUACUAUGCGUGCACAGGUCACGUCGCAUGAUGUACCUGGAAGCAUGUAUGUCUACGAGCUCGCUCCCAAGUCGCAUGCUCGAUCAGACACGACCUUCAUCAAGGUCGGAAGAACGAAAGAUCUAGCAAGAAGGCUGCGCGAGUGGAAGAGACAGUGUCCCUCACGCUCGCCCAUCGUUCGCGACUUCUUUCCGCUUCAUCCGGACCACCCGCUCGCUCAUCUACAAACUCGAAAGUACGGUGUAAGCAACGAAGGCAUGCAUGCAAGCGGCGCAUUGCUUGCCCGCGAUCCUGCACCCUACAAUUUCCGCUGGGAGAGGCUCUGCCUUAUCGAGAUGGCAGGAAGGGUCGCGCUGGACCAUAUCGACAGACUCGGAAGCGAUGCUGCAAUGUCCAUCACAGACCUGCCCUGUCGAGAUUGCGGCAAGCAGCACAAGGAGCUCUUCGAAGUCUCCAAGGGCGCCUACGAGGCCUACGUACGAGAACUCGUCAUGCGCUGGCAAAGAUUCGUAGAACUCAUCUGACACC
Messenger RNA from Mixia osmundae IAM 14324, 1641 nucleotides. RefSeq lists its product as uncharacterized. The transcript has 4 exons. The record is from RefSeq and is a predicted model, not a curated record. NCBI's taxonomy places the organism in Eukaryota, Fungi, Basidiomycota, Mixiomycetes, Mixiales, Mixiaceae. The coding region runs from base 225 to 1637 and encodes 470 amino acids.